Molecule: messenger RNA, 1572 nt
Organism: Penicillium brevicompactum
Lineage: Eukaryota; Fungi; Ascomycota; Eurotiomycetes; Eurotiales; Aspergillaceae
Product: putative MFS transporter
Exons: 2
Coding region: 1-1572 (523 amino acids)
Biological process (GO): transmembrane transport
Cellular component (GO): membrane
Molecular function (GO): transmembrane transporter activity
Source: RefSeq, a predicted model, not a curated record
AUGCAAGAUCCUACCAUGUCGAAGCCCGAUGUUAUGCACGACGAAGCGGCAAGGAACAAACUCACGGAUACAAGUGGCAUAGAGCGUGUCCCAUUGACUGAAGAGGAAAGCAAGAGAAUAUGUCGCAAAACCGAUAGGACCAUUCUCGUCGUCCUUGCUUGGGUGUACUUCUUGCAAAUCCUCGACAAAACCGUCCUCGGUUAUGGUGCAACCUUUGGCCUACAAAUCGAUACAGGUCUCACAGGUAACCAAUACUCCUUGGUUGGAUCCAUCAGUCCCAUUGCACAACUGGCAUGGCAACCGUUUUCUUCCUACCUCAUCGUCAAAGUUCCCCACAAAAUUCUCAUGCCAGCCCUUUGCCUGGGCUGGGGUAUCGCACAGACCUGCAUGGCCGCGUGCCAUAAUUUCAACACUUUGAUGGCCGCCCGGUUUUUUCUAGGCUUGUUCGAAGCCGGAUGCCUGCCCCUUUUCGGUGUGAUUACCAGCCAGUGGUAUCGACGAGCGGAACAACCGAUCAGGAUCGCGGCGUGGUACAGUACAAACGGUCUCGCUACUAUUGUCGCCGCUGCGUUAUCAUAUGGGCUGGCUCAGAUCGAGUCGGACAUUUUGAAGUCAUGGCAGAUCAUCUUUCUCGUCGUUGGCCUCAUUACCGUUCUAUCGUCUCCCAUAGUCUACUGGCGCUUGGACAACGAUAUAUCGACUGCGCGAUUCCUCAGCGAGAGUGAGAGAUCCCAGGGGAUUGAGCGCCUGCGAGCCAACCAAACUGGAACAGGAAACACCGAGUUUAAGCUCAGCCAUGUGACCGAGGCUUCUUUAGAGCCAAAAACUUACCUGUGGAUUGGUAUGGCUUUGCUCCUCAACAUUGGCGCCAGUGUUACCAACAUCUUUGGCCCUUUGAUUCUAAGCGGACUCGGCUACGACAAAUACAGAACGACCCUGCUGACAAUGCCAUUCGGCGCGUUGCAAUUUCUCAUUAUUCUACUAGCGAGUUAUCUGGCUCAGACUGCACGCCUGAAGGGGGCUAUCAUCGCGGCUUUCAUGCUGCCCGUGAUAGCGGGCCUGGCUAUCUUGUAUGCCGUGGCACGAACCAAGUCAGUACAGGGCGAGCUUCUUGCUGGCUAUUACCUCCUUGCCUUCUUGUUCGGUGGAAAUCCAUUGAUUGUCACUUGGAUCAUUGGUAACACUGCGGGCACCACAAAGAAAUCGGUCAUCAUGAGUUUAUACAACGCAGCAAGCUCAGCCGGAAAUAUUAUCGGGCCUUUACUGUUCAACGAGAAAGACAAGCCCUCCUACCACCCCGGCCUUCGUGCAUGCCUGGGAAUUUUCAGCACUCUAGCAGCUCUGGUUCUCAUUCAAUGGGUUAAUCUUUGGUUCCUUAACAAACAACAAGCUCAUCGGCGAGUUCGAAACGGCAAGAGGGCGGAGAUUGUCGAUCACUCAAUGCAAACACAUUAUCACGAGAUGCAAGAGAACAAUGUGGAGGAUGCCGACAUCGACACCGUUCCUGUUGGCGACAAUGCAUUCCAGGACCUGACUGAUCGAGAAAACGAUGAAUUCGUCUAUAUAUACUAG